Neoarthrinium moseri is the source of this 1428-nucleotide messenger RNA. RefSeq lists its product as uncharacterized. The transcript has a single exon. The record is from RefSeq and is a predicted model, not a curated record. NCBI's taxonomy places the organism in Eukaryota, Fungi, Ascomycota, Sordariomycetes, Amphisphaeriales, Apiosporaceae. Bases 1 to 1428 code for a protein of 475 amino acids. Gene Ontology annotation, biological process: maintenance of rDNA; regulation of exit from mitosis.
AUGCCGAGACUCGUGCGCCGCAAGCCGCUCUUCGAGCGCAUCAAGGCCAUGCUGAACCCCAUGGACUUGCUGCUCGCGCUGUCCGAGGAGAUCGAGACGCGCGAGUGGAACUCCCAGGUCGUCGGCACCCAGAUGGGCCUGGUCAUGAACUUUGUCUUCCUGGUCGCGCGCGCCAACUCCAGCCUGAAGUCCAAGGUUGACGACGUCUUUGGAGACGGCGACGAUUUGAGCUACAUGAAGUUCGUCUUCGGCACCCUUGCCUGGUGUCUUGCCGGCUUCGCCGUGCUCAACUCGGUCUACACCAUCAACCGAACCCGGAAAUACCGACUCUUCGAGGCCGACGUGGAGAAGGAGUACGACACCCCCUCGGCACAGCGCGUGCGGGUGCAGUCGUCGCCCGCCUCGGCCUCGCCUCUGCGCUUCCUCGCCGACAUGGUGAGCUCCGAGAGCGCCGAGUCGAGAGCUCACCCCGACCGCACCCGCGACGUCUGGGAGCUUUCCAUCUGGGACCCCCUCCCCAUCGGCCUGCAGAUCUUCUGUCUAUUCAGCCCGGGGCACAUACUGGUUUACUGGAUGUUCAUCCCACUGGCACCGAUGGACCCGAGACCCAGCGUCACCAUCUUCAACUGCCUGCUCCUGCAGGUCAUCCUCUCGGCACAGCUGCUGUUGUUGCAGUCGAGGUUCUCCCAGCAGAAUAAAGACACGGCCAUCAUCCAGAAGGAGGUGAUGCAUGAAUACGACACCAAAUUUGUUCACCCGAGGCUGUACCCCACCGUCCGGGAUGCUGCCACCCAGCUCUCUGUGGACGAUGACGGUAACGACCAGGAGUACGUUCAAGUCGGCACACCCCAAACUCUGUUGCGCCGCGGGUUCAAGACAAACCCGAAUCCCAACUAUGUAAAACACAUUGACCCAGACGGCACGCCGCACGUUCGCUCUAGCACCCCAAACACCAGGAACCCCGGACUAUUCACGCCGCCCGUGGCGAGGCAAUCUGACGUCUUUUCGUCCAGUAUCAAUAGCCGGCCAGCUGCUUUGAUGAGGAGAAGCACUCCUGGGUUCGCCAGUUCUUUAAAUGCGACACCAUCUCAUUCCAUCUCGACAAGUACAACGACGCAAACACAAACACAAACACAAGCCCAACCCCAGGGGAACGGUGGCUACCUCGGAGUUUACACCCAUCCCAGCUCACCACUGAAAAAGGCCCCUAGUCUGGGCGAUCUUCACCACCGGACACCUCGCAACAACAGCGAGAUGGCCCAGCUGGAGCAGUAUCAGGCUUACAGUGGAAGGGAACGUAGCAGCAGCCCCAUGAAGAGUGCACGGAAAAGCACGGGCACACUGCCUUCGGCAACUCAAACGGGGCCUAACCCCUGGAUGAGGAACAACAGGCAAUCAUACGAGAGAUAUCCUUCCAUGUGGCGGUAA